Molecule: messenger RNA, 849 nt
Organism: Protopolystoma xenopodis
Lineage: Eukaryota; Metazoa; Platyhelminthes; Monogenea; Polystomatidea; Polystomatidae
Source: the annotation of a GenBank genome assembly
AUGUCAUUUCUCCAUAAUUUCCCUCUUAUUUUUAUUUUCCAAACUCUAAUAAAGCCUGAGCACAACUUUCCCUUGCCCCAUUCGCUCUCUUCAAAGUCUCCAAAUGAGUCUUCAAAUGUUAUUGGGUCUAGCUGUUCUAUGGAUACCUACAGCGAAUCCCUUGCCCCACUUAGACCCUCUUCGCCACAUCUAUCCUCCGUUACGAGUAAUACAGAGCUGCAGACCCAAUCGGCUACUGCUAGAUAUUCUGAUACGAAGCCAAACAUAUAUCCCUUGCGCCAACAAUAUACUGCCUCACCUUCACGACCAGUAUCACUCCAACCCCAGUCUCAAUCACAACCCCCAAUAAAUUAUCAGCAACACCAUUGUCCAAAUUCUCACCAUCAUCUCCUUUUUCGACAGCAACAGCGCAAUCCGCCUUCACACUUAUCAGCUAAGUCAACUCCAACCCAGAAACCACCCUCUUUGCAUCAACAUGCAGCGCCUCAGAGGCAUACUAGCUCUCCUGCUUCUUCCAUCUUCUCUGACAUUGGCUCACUCGCCUCUUUUCCACUCGAUUCCUCUACGAUUGGUUCAGAGGCUGCUGCUCCCACAACCUCUAAUUCAGCCUCUACAUCCUCAAUGUCUUCUUCGAGCCCAGUGCUUUCUGCCCUUAUUGAACAUCAGGUGACCUCGAGUGGUUUGGAGUCCCUCCUCUUAUUACGCCUCUGGCUGCAGAUCACAUUCGAACUAGAGGAGGUCGGAUAUGCCAACAAGAAGGCAGCAGCAGAAUUGCAAUUAGCUCAGGCCAGGGAGGGCGUAAGUCAAUUUGUUUUAUUUUUGCAUAGAAGUUCUUAUUUGCAUGAAUGA